GCCUGAGUUUGAGUUAAAUGACAGAUGUAAACAAAUAUGGCCGCCCACAGAAGCCGAAAAUAGCCAAAUACAUCAUUGCAUUUUAUAUCAUGACCAUUGAACUAAAAUAGUGAUCGUGACAAAGUUAAAUUCUGCAAACCUUCAGCGAUACUUUUGAAGAGUGUUUAUAGUAACCCUCAGUGGUUUAGCCUUAAAAGUAAAUAUGUUUAAGAAGACGGAUCCCAAAGGUAUGUGAUUGUCUAAUUAUCUUUUACUUCAUCUUCAGCACAAUGUAUAAAGGUAUUAACCUAGCUUUAGCACUACACAUUUUUGUAUUUUUGUAUAGGGACUGUUUAUAUUGACUGCUAAACGAGCCAGCCUGGCAAAUAUGAAUUUUGACUUGUGUUUUAUGCGAAAAUUCACCCCGUUUGUCAAUUGUCAGGUGACUCGAUCAAGUUAUAUGUUGUGUUGUUUGGAGAGUUUCUAACUUUUGUAACUUUAAUCCUGACUACGGAGCCAGGGGAGAGCGCUGCCACUUAAGCUGCAUUAAUGCAUCCUGAUAUGCCAUACUUUACUCUUACACUCUCAUUAUGACAGAUAAUUUCACUUGUCAAGGGGAGUGCUGCAGCUUAAUGGGUUAAACAUUAAAUCCUAGGUAACAGGUCAAGUUUCAAUGCUGUGCAAGUAUGAGAGAAUAAAUCGCAUGUGAAUCAUUGCCUGCACCGCAAUGCAAUCGAUACGUUUGGGGUGUAGUUGCUGAAAGUUAAAAUGAUUUAACAUUUUAUAACAUUUACCAAUAGAGGUGUGCAUCAGAUUGGAUUGAUCAUUUAAAAUCUGACAAUUUACUACUGUUUAAAAUCCAAUCCGAUCCAAAAUUGUCUAAUCCAAUCCGAUCCGAGUUUUGAUAAAGAAUUCCGAUCCGAAGAAUCCUUAAAUAAAAUAAAUUUCUCAUUCAAGUGGAAAUACCUAACCGAAUAAAUAUAAAAGCAUGAAAUAGUCAUGUCAAGAAGCUGACAAAGUGCAUGAUUCAGUUCAUGAUUUUGGAUAAUGAAUUCAUUUUAUUUUGAAUAUCGAAGUCCGACCCGACUACGAAACAACUUUAUCAAUCUGAUUUAAGGUUGUCCUUCCAAAGUUGUAAACCUUAAACUCUGAGCAUGCAAAGGAUGAUGGGUUAUUGCUUAUUUAGACUCAUAAACUUUGAAAGUUUUUGGCUUUGCAAGAAUACCUAUGACAUAUAGAAGACUCACGACCUAAAACAUAAUUGCUGCAAAUGCAAUUCUCUGAUGAGUUCAAGGGCCUAAUAGGUGAAAACCUAUCAUCCCUUGCAUGCUCAGAGUUUAAGAUUUAAGGUCUUGUAAGGACAACCUUAAUUCCCUUUACUUAGCUAGUAUAAAAUACAUUUGGGGUGACUAAUCCAGUGCCAUAGACUACUCACUACUACUGUAGUAUAAGAUAUAUAUCUCCAUGUUUACACGCUACUGUCUGUAUAUUAUCCUUGCGAAAUUAGUUAAUUGCUAAAAUGUUACAAAUUCAUACAUUUUACAUUACUGUACAAGAGAACAAAAUGCAACAAAAUGCACUUGACAGUGUAUAACCCAGGCUUAAAAUACUUUGUUUUGUACAUUCAGAACAAAUGAGGCAACAAAAAAGGGCGAUGAACAAGACUCAACGAGAUCUGGGCAGAGAUCAAACAACACUAGAACGACAAGAGAAACAAUUGGUAAGUGGUUUGCUUAAGAAGACUAAAACUUAUUUAAAUAAUAUAGUUUCCUUUAUUUGUGUGCUGUAUAAUUACACUGUGUAGCUUUGACUGUGUAGCUUUGACUAUAUGUUUUGACUUCCUUAGGAAAUGGAAAUAAAGAAAAUGGCUAAACAGGGAAAUAAACAGGUAGGUAAUGUUACUGGAACUGAGGGAAACUGUAUCUUUUGUCAACACAAAACAUAUGUUUACCAUAACUCCCAGUCAAGUAUUUCAUUAUCAGUGUUGUACAGUAAGUAACUUUUAGUACACUUACAAGCAGCAAAAUCACAAGUAAUCAUUAGUUUUUUUUUUGGAAACUGUCUGUAACAGUAAAGUUCUAGUUAUAUUUUGAAAAUACUGUAGGUAGUGUAUCAUAUUCUGUAACUAGUUACAUUUUGGCCUGAAAUGGAACAAAAACAUAUGCUACUUUUCUGACGAGCAUUUACUUUUUUCAUUACAUUUUCAGUUAAAGUAUAGGACUUGCUAUAAUUUUUUUAUGCUAUCAACCUUUAUUACGGCAUGUUAAUGUGGUGGAUCUUUUUCCUGGAUGAAUAUGCUUUUUUUCCGGCUUGCAGUUGGGUUAUCCUAUUCUUUACAGAAAUUCAAUUUAUUGAACUCACUGCUAAUGUGUAACUCACUAUUAAAAUGGCAGAUGUCGCUUUUCUUAAUUUGCCAAUACUUGCAUUAGAACAUAAAAUUAAUUUAUCUGAUAGGGUGUCCGCAACAUCGGUUAGCCAAUUACUGCGGUCCCAAGAAAACGUAACGUAAACUAACAAAUAACUAUAAGACUAGUAUAGCUUCAUAUGGCUAUCUAAUACAUACAAUAUACAAUGUCAACAUUCAUAUUUCAAUAACAACAUGAUAUCGGACCACGAACUGAAGUCGAUUUGGCUGUCAAGUAGGUACUCAAGCUACCGACCGACGACGAGAAUUCACCUCUCCAAAGACAGAACUAUUGUCACACAAAGUGGAAACCGGAAUACAAAGACGAAUAAAAAACACACAAAUACUUACCCAAGUGACGGAACAUACAACACCAAACAAUAAAUAAUACUCCCUGACAAAGCAAAGAUAACAAUAACAUAGCUGAAUAGAAUGAAAAGCUCUGCAACGCAGUACGUGACUACAAAAAGCAGAUUAGUGUUAAAACUAAUUUGAGUAACAAGGGGAAUAAUCAUCCAGAAUAGCUGGAGGUAUAUGCCCGCGAGCGGGCGCGGCAAGUAAACACAACGAAAAAAUAUCCAACAGGACAACAAUUGGCGUAAUCGACAGCGCACCCCAAAAAAACACGAGACGUAACAACAUAAAACGCAAUUAUUACGUAGAAAGAAUAUAUACAUUUUAUGACCUGACCAGGAACGACUGCAAAAAAUGCAGCACAAGGUCCUCUGGUAGGGAUUGAACCUACGGCUCUGCGAUUCCGGUGCAGCGCUCUAACGAACUGAGCUACAGAGGCCAGCUGUUGAGCUGUAACCGUAAGUUCAUGUAUAACAUAUAUACAGCUGCGCCCCCCAAAAAAACCCAGUGCGGACAAACAAUGUCCUCCCAAAAAAGGGACUGGGUGGGAGGGGACGUUGUGAACUUGAAGGUCUGCAAGCAAUGAGCUAUACCUGUGAGCUCCACGGCUUAAAUAAUCUCGGUAAACCUGCAUAAUAACUAAUAUGAAUAUAUAAUUAAGCAGGAGUGUUUUAUUAGGUUUAAAGCCACGAGCGCGCAGCGCGAGUGGCUUUAGACCUAAAAAAAAACACGACCUGCGAGUUUAUUAACGGCUUCAAACACGACUACAAAUUCAAUAGAUUUAUUGCCAUAUUAGUAUUCGUUAUAUAAGGAAUACUAAUGAGACACGACUACAAUAGAUACUGCAGUUAUUAGUAUUCUUUAUAUAAAGAAUACUAAUUAGGAGUGUUUUAUCAGUUUUAAAGCCACUGCACGUGACAUAUUAUGGUUGACAUGAUUUGCCAAUAAGAAUUAUUAAUGAUGUUUGAAUAUAUACAUAAACAACACGCACACAAUUCGUUCUCGAAGUUAAUUAUUUUUAUUGCAUAAAAUCAUCAUUUGGCAUGCGCGCUUUGUUUCGCGUUUGACUGUAUAAGGCAUAGGUAACUAUGUAAUCCUCCCACAACUCCAAUGAAUUAAACUCGAUAGUGAAUACAAUGUACAAGCUUUUACUUUAGAUCAUUGUGCAUUUGUGACGUAAAUUCUGGAUAUUUGCAUAGUUAGCAAACAAACUGAAAUUUCUUAAAAACAAAUCUUCAAAAUAAGUUAUUUGAGUAAUUCCAUACCAUUUCAACACAAAAAAAACUGAUUUGACACCCACCCUCUCCAAAUUUCUUUAUAUUUCGCAGGCAGUUAACAUUGUGUGGGAAUAGUUUAAGUUCGAAAUUUGAGCAUCGUAGCUGCAAUAGUUUUUGAGAUAUCGCAAUUCGAAAUAUGGCCCGAAAAGCAAAAAAGUGGGCGUGGCCAGUGCUAAAUUCAUCAUUACCCUAUUUUACAUUUUGACCUGUACCUUCAUACCCGUACAUGGUAUAUCCAUCAAAAUUUGCACAAAUAUGUAUUUGUAUGUGGAGAUUUCAAAUAUAGCACUUUCAUCUUUGUAUCUGCAACCAGCAAUGUGUUAUGGCACAGCAAAGAGUCUAAUUAUGUGUUUCUGAAGACACGAAAUAUACAUCAUUUUUAUUGGAAAAAUUUUUAUGGAAGCCAUACAGACACAACAGUAAUUUUUAUUCCACAUCAUAUUCACAUGCUAUUCUACUUUUAAGCAAAAUUUGGUGAUGGUUAGUUGCCUGCUUUAAAAAGUAGAGCCCUUUAAAUUUGUCGUAUUUUCUAAAUAACUUUAAUAGUACGUUUCGGGUUUUUGUUAAGAAUAAAUACAUUCAUUGAGAAAUGGGACUGCCAAAUACCUUAAUGUUUCAUUCGAUCCUUCUUUAUUGAUAGUGCAUAUUUAAAAUAUGUUUUAAAAGUUUAAAAAUUACAUAUUUAUUAAUAGUACAUACACAAAAAGAAUAUCAGUGGAUCAAAAGUAUGCAAUACAAUUUAUUUCUUAUCUACCCCUGCUCGUGAAUCAAUUGUACUUUCAGUGAACUCUUUUAUUGUAUGCUUGUAAGAUGAUGAAAAAUGGCUUGAUUUGAUUGAAGAAGUUGACAAUGAUCAAAUAAAUGUAAAAAUUAAUAAGGUUUAUGCACCCAAAGUGCAUCGCAAGAUCAUAUUUCUGGCCAGUAGGAGGAUACUUGUUAGCGAUUGACCGAUAAUUGCGUCGUGUACUCGUGUCAGCCAUACGUUUCAACGGAAACUCUUAAACAUCGUUAUCGAGCUUUAGUCCAACCACACUUUGAUUACUGCUCGAUGAUUUGGGGUAACUGUGGCGAAUCUUUAAGAGGCAAUCUUCAGAAACUCCAAAACUGAGCUGCAAAAGUUAUUACGGGUGAUUCAUAUGAAAUAAGCUCCAUAGAUAUUUAAAAGAAACUAGAUUGGAAAACGUUAGGUGAAAGAAGGACGGAGCAACAACUAAAAUAUGUAUCAAAAGCACUUACAUGACAUGUUUAAACUAUAUAAUUCAGAUUGAUAUGAAUUAAAAAAUAACAAAAAUAAGUUGAUGUUGUUGAAGCCAAAAACAAAUUCAAUGAAACGAACUUUCGGUUAUGCUGCCGCUAAAGUUUGAAUGAAAGAAAUAAAAUUUUUAUAUAAUUUUAUCUGGGUUGGGUUGGAGUGAAUAAUAAACUUUGAAUGUCUUUCUAAUAUUAUUUGGGUGAUUCGGGGAGAGGGUGGGUGCAUGGGAAUCUCUUAUACUGUCUGUAAGUACACGGCCUAGUGAAAAGUAACGACAACCUUGCUAAUAUUUUUUUAGUUGAUUAGCUAUCGUGUUACAAGAUGUUUUUAAUAAAAAAAUAUAUAAUCGGAAUCCCCGAUUUUUGCUUAUCGGUAGACAAUCGGAAUCUGUAGAAUAAUUUGUAUUUUCCGAUUGUGUAAACCGAUUGUUGAGAAAAUACGCACUUUAAAAAUCAUAUAUAUUGCGCGGUGAUACACGUUGAAUGCACUUUAUUAUGUGAAAACAACAACUGUUUAAUCUCUUGCGCGAACGGUAGCGUGUUGCAUAGUAGGUGUGGAGCAAACCGUUGCCGCGACGAAAUAAUACGUGAAGCGUGUCAUUUAUGUACACGUUUAACAAACUUUGGUUGCUACUAGUAACAUGUUACGUUCGAAAUUAUCAUUAAAAUCUCGAAAUGGAUUAUGACGUCAUAGAAAAUCAGAAUCGGGUAGAUUACUGGAUGAAUAAUUGAUAAUAAUUGGUCAAUCACUAAUACUUGUUGGGUUUCGGAUGAGAACAUUAUUUCUAACAUUGGUGUUCCGAACAAUAGUCACUGGGAGGCAGUACAAACUGCAGCCUAAAGACCAACAAGUCUUACGCACAUUCAUGGAUAAACAGUAGUGAUCUCUAUAUAUACAGCAUCGAUUUUGAUCAAAGGCAAUUUGAUACAAGAAAUAACAGUUACUCUUGGAGAACAUAAUGUACUAUUAAAAAAGAAUGAUAGAAUCAAACAUUAAGCUAUUUGGCAGUCUCAUUUCUCAAUGAAUGUAUUUUAUUCUUAACAAACAUCCAAAACGUACUAAUAAAGUUAUUUAAAAAAUACGACAACUUUAAAGGGCUCUACUCUUUAAAGCAGGCAACUAACCAUCACCAAAUUUUGCUUAAAAGUAGAAUAGCAUGUGGAUAUGAUGUGGAAUAAAAAUGACUGUUGUGUCUGUAUGGCUUCCAUAAAAAUUUUUCCAAUAAAGAUGAUGUAUAUUUGGUGUCUUCAGAAACACAUAAUUAGACUCUUCGCUGUGCCAUAACACAUUACUGGUUGCAGAUACAAAGAUGAAAGUGCAAUAUUUGAAAUCUCCACAUACAAAUACAUAUUUGUGCAAAUUUUGAUGGAUAUACCAUGUAUGGGUAUGAAGUUACAGGUCAAAAUGUAAAAUAGGGUAAUGAUGAAUUUAGCACUGGGCACGCCCACUUUUUUGCUUUUCGGGCCAUAUUUCGAAUUGCGAUAUCUCAAAAACUAUUGCAGCUACGAUGCUCAAAUUUUGAACUUAAACUAUUCCCACAAAGUGUUAACUGCCUGCAAAAUAUAAAGAAAUUUGGAGAGGGUGGGUGUCAUGCCUGUGUUGAAAUGGCAUGGAAUUACUCAUUUAUAUAUAAUCAUUUCAGUAGUUCUUAAGAAUGAAAUGAUUAUAUAAAGAGUCGAGGUUAGGUGCACUUUAAGACAAAUAAUUUUAAAUAAAGGUUUAAUCAAAAUAGGUUAAAUCAAAAGGUUAAAUCAAAAUAGUAUAAAAAUAGUUCAAUUUGCACCCCAGGUAAUUAUAGAUACUAGUUACGUCAAAUGGAGAGAUAAUGAGCAUUUUUGUUGUAAAACUCAGAUAAAAUAUAUCUCAUUUCGGACUUGUGUAAAAGUGUCAAUUAUCUAUCCAUUAGGCAAGAUAAAUGAUUUGUCAAUUUGUCAAAGUUGGACGAUAACCUUGCAUGGUGGGCUGUUGUGUUUACAUAAUUCAAAGUCCAAGGCUGGUUCUUCUCUGACAUGAAAAUGUGCAUGCUUAGGGCCUUUCCGUCAAUCAUUCUUAGGUAUAUUUCGCGCGGUUGAGUAAUGAUAACAUUACGUCAUCAAAAUCUUGGUUCAAUAAAAUUGUAAGUAAAUUUAGUUUAGUAGGUAAAGUAAGGUUCACAUAGAUAUAGUUUGAAGUUUUUACUAUGAUAUUUUGAUGAGUAUUUUAAGUUGUGAACAUGUUUUAAUGAUGAUCGAUUGAACAGCGAUACAAAUCACACCACUUGCUACAUCACGUGUACAAAGAUCCCACAACCGUUAGUAUAAAAGGGCGUGCACAACCCAAAUUCGUCAGUGUAUGAUCUCAGUGGAUUCUCAGUGGAUGAAUUCUCAGUGCAUGGAUGAUUCCUCAGUGGAUUCUCAGUGGACUGAUCAGUAAAGUGAAGUAAAGUGAAGACUGAUGAGCAAAGUGAAAUGAAGUGAACUUUAGGAAACUACUACGAGAAGACGAACAUUAUAUUAAGAACUGAUAAUUAUUUAAGAUUGGUUGUAACGAUUCACUACCUAUAAAUAAAGCCUCGUAACAAUUGCACUAAUUAUUCUGACAGUUAAAAUUAUAAAACAUUAUUCCCUUAAGGUGGCUCGAUACAGUUUUCAGAAAUUCAGGUGUUUAACACUUUGACAUGUUCAAACUACGCAUUUUUAGGAUUUAUUCGGCAGAUGUUAGGUUUUUUAUAUAUUUUGAUAUCUCUACUUUCAAAUUAUAUUAGUUAUAGUAACAGAUAGUUCGUUGCUAUGACGACAUACGUGUACGAAAUUCACUCCAAAAUGGCCUCUAUUCUCGUAUAGUUGGGAAAAAAGCUUGGUGACCCCCAAUUUUUUUUCUUGCAUUAUUUUACUUAGACGAAAAGCUAACAAUUAGCAAAACAUAAAAAAAUUCUGUAAUGCCAUUUUUUUGGAAAAUGCGAAAAUGUCAUAUUCUUCUGUAAUUUUUUUUUGGCAUUACAGAAUUUUUUUAUUUUUUGUAUGAUGAAAGUUUUUAGCGAUGCAAUACUGCAUGCAAAAUUUGAACAUAGGUCACCAGGCAAAAUAAAGAGAUAUAGCGCAUUGUUUUUCUAAGAUGGAAAAUUCUAAUGACGUCAGCAAUUGAUAUAAAACGCUAUAGAACACGCGCAAUGGCAUGAUAUGGCGCGAGCAACUGCUCACGUCAAGUCAUUUUGGAAGUUCUUUCAUUUUGUUAAUCAGUUUCCGCGACCUGCGCGUAAAAAUUGUUACCCGGUUUUAAGUUCGCGAUUCUUGAGCAGAGUUUUUGUGAUAACUAUAUCGAGCCACCUUAAUCUUGUUUCUCUAUUUAAUUUCCUAAUUUCUCAAACUUUGGCCAUGACCACGCAGGGUCAAGUAAUGACUUUUAAAAUACGAUUAAUACACAUAUCUUAAUUCUAACUACGACCUUCUAGAGUUUUGAGAUUACAUUCCACCAAAACCUCUUCAUAUAAGAUAACUCACGAAGCGUUAUUCAAAGAGCUCGUUUUUUUAUUUUUUUCGUUUAUUUCUGUUUUUUGAUUUUUUCUGAUUUUUUGUUUUCUGCCGUGUUGUUUUACAUUUAGAAAUAACAUAUUUCAACUUUAAGCAAGUUGCAAAAAAUUGAAACUAAGUAACUUUGUAACACCAAUAGUAACUAGUGUGUAUUUCUAUGUGUAACCUUUGCCGAUAACUUGUGGCCCCAGAAAUUGGCUAACCACUGUUGCGGACACCAUGCCAGAUAAAUUAAUUUUAUAAAUUAAUUUUAAUAGUGAAAUAGGUGAGUAGUUUUUUGCUAGUGAACAUGUUACUGUAAGUCACUUUUUAUUAUAUUUCAAGUGUCAAAGAAUGUUAUCUAAGAUAAACAGGAAACAAUUUUUGCGUUACAACUUCAAUUGUUAUAUAAUUAGUGUCAAAGUUUAAUUUUUCCGUUUGCCGAUGGUCUUGUCUAAAAGUACACACGAGUGACCACGAGUGACCACGGAUGACCACGAGUGACCACGAAUGACCACGAGUGAUUUAUGUGUUUAAAAGUCAUAAAAUAAUAAUAAAAAAGCAUUUUAAGGUGGCUCCAUAGGGUUUUUGCAUUAUACUACACUUUUGUAUCCAGAAAACGCCUGUUUCUUCACUUUACAUCACACAAAGACGAAAUUUAUUGGACACAUUGACAAUGCUCUCCUGAAUAUUGCAAUGUGCUACGUUUGCGCAGAAAGUUCGUUACCAUGGUGACAGCGUGCUUUGGAUAAUUAAGCUCAAAUUUUGUCUUUUUCCGGUCGUUUUAAAAAUUUUAAAAUUUGCACAAAGGAUCAGUCGUCGUAUAAUGAUUUUUUUCUUCAAUUUUAAAAAAUUUUAUGGAACGUUUCUUAGAUUAUUUCCUUCAAUAAAAUUUUAAGAAAAAAGGAUAUUGAGCUUGUUUAGCCGAUAUUAAGAAAUGUGCAAAGUUUUAAAACAAUUUACCGAAGGAAAAGGGUGAAAUUAAGGUUUAAUUUUGGCAUUUUUUGCGAGAUGUGACGUCUAACCAAACCCCCCCACCCCCCCACACACACAAAUUUUGAUAUUUUCAGGUAAAAUUUGCGUAAUAAAGUAAUUAUUUGUGUGAAAUGAUAACCAUUUUUGUAAGAAUUGCAGUCCUAGAAUUGCAGUCCUAGAGCUUCAAAAAUGGAACAAUUUUGGGGGGAGUACCCCAAACCCCCGUUUUCUCCCGAAACUUAGUACGACGGUGCAAGUCAUUAUCACAAGAAGCUUUAUUAUAAUUAUUACACUUUAGGUAAAUAUUUAUUAAUUAAAAAUUCAAAUUACAGGUAAAAUCCUCUGACAACCCCCCCCCAACUUCAGAUGCUUUGCUAUGUUCCUGUAGACUGACGUGUACAAUAGUCGAAAAACUAAAAAAAAUUUCCAGAAAGGAUUUUUAAAAUGGCCAAAAAAAGACAAAUUUUGAGCCUUAUCCUAAGCACACUGUUUCCAUGGUAACAGACUUUCUGCGCAAAAGUAGCGCAUUGCAAUGUUCAGGAGAGCAUUGUCAAUGUGUCCAAUAAAUUUCGUCUUCGUGUCAUGUAAAGUGAAGAAACAGGCGUUUUCUGGAUACAAAAGUGUAGUAUAAUGCAAAAAUCCUAUGGAGCCACCUAAAAAUAGUUUUUUAUUAUUAUUUGGGACAAUAAUUAUUUGGGACUCGCCGUAAUUGGGGACACUGUGGCGAGUAUCCUGGCACUACAUUGUUAAAAUUUAAAUUUAGUAGUUGUCGAACAUUAUUAAAUCAUUAAAUCAUUAAAUCAUAAAUCAUUUUAGGACUUUUAAACACAGAAAUCACUCGUGGUCACUCGUGAUCAUUCGUGGUCACUCGUGGUCACUCGUGGUCAUUCGUGGUCACUCGUGGUCACUCGUGGUCACUCGUGUGUACUUUUAGACAAGAUCUUUGCCGAUUGCUCAAAACCAUAUCACGCGCCGGUCCACAAAACGCCUGCGUAUGGAGGCAACCCAUCAACAAUGUAAUAUAAUGUGUGCCAUUCACAUGCGCGUCAACCAUGAAGUUCUAAAAUUAAUUUUUUAAACUUUUUAUUAAACAUUUACGGCGUUCCAUUUUUGGUUUUAAAUUAAGUUCACUCGAAUAACCGCUGAAUUAUUCAUACUUUGAAGUAAUAUUUCAAAUCCGACUAUGAGGACUGGACUAGAUUUCAAGUCCACGCAAUUUGAUCAAGUCCGAGGCGAAGCCGAGGACUGGAUCAAAAUGUGAGGACUUGAAAUCUAGUCCAGUCCAAAUUGGAGGAUUUGAAAUGAAAUCUCAUACGAAUAAAUUACUAUUUAAUUCAUUUUGAUCCAGUCCAAGGACUGAAUUAGUUUUGAUCCAGUCCUAGGACUGGAUCGAUAUGUACUUCAUUAGAUAUCCAGUAUUAUCAUGUGAGCAAAAUAAAGUAAUAUGGUUGGCUAAUUUAGUCAUGAAUUAUUAAUGCAUGAGUUUGAGAUAUGUAUAUACUAUAUAACAAAACUUUAUGCCUGUAAAUAUCAAAAUACUGCGAGGGCCGUAUGUUUGAUAACUUUUACGGUUAAUACGUUUUCCCUCGUGAAAUAAAGUUUCUAUUCUAUUCUAUUUACUUAUUUACUGAGACCGAGGGAAACAGUGUGUUUUGUGCAUCCAAGACCGUAAAUAAGUGAUAAUUAUUCACCUGUGAGUAAAAGUAUUGUCCACCACUCAGGGCAAUGAAUUUUGUGAAUUUCACAUGAUAAGCUCUCGUCCAGUGACGUGCAUUAAAACAUGAACUUUAAAACACUUGGUAUUUAUAUAAUAUGUAGUUGUCAUAUAUAUCACUUGGUUUCUAAAGUUUGUCAUUUGAAUACAAAAGUACAGUAUACGAACAGACAUUUUCUGUGUUGGUGUAAUGUACUCAGGUGAAUAAGAUGCUUGUGAUGUUUCUUGUGAGUGUAAAUACCAUGAUUGGUAGAUUACAUUGAUAACAAAGGAACUAGACUCAGGUCCGAAAUAUCACAUACUCGAACUGACCUGACCGCGUAGCUCAGUUGGCAGAGCAUUGGGCUAGUAUUCCAAAGGUCGUAGGUUCGAUUCCCAGAUAUACAGACUGUAUACUGCAUCUUAUUUCAUGUUUUCUUGUUAUGGCAGGCAUGUACAGUAUUGGCAAAACAAUUGCUCCAACUCAGGAAACAAAAAGCAAGAAGUAUGAAUACUAGUUCAAAAGUGAUGGGCAUGGGACAUCAAAUGCAAGCCAUGCAAUCAACUGCAAAGAUGGCCAGCUCAAUGGCAACUGCAACUAAGGUGAAGGUCUUUAAAUUCAGGGUCUGAAAUUUGCAGUAUCCCGAUAUCCACAGGAUACUAAAAUUUGGUUUUGGAUAUCGAUAGUACCAAUUACCAAACUGUGAAUGACUUGAUCCCCACUGGAUAUUACAAAAUUUCAAACACCAUGAUGCUAAAUGUCUCCAGUGCAUGGUCUCCCAAUAGCUUUGGAUAUUUACGAGUUUGCCUUCUUGAAAAUAACCGGCCUUUGAUUUUCAAGCUAUUUGGUCUAGUUGUUGACUGUUGCAACUCCGGCUGUUAUCCCCGAGCGAGGGUGCUAAUUCCGCCCGGCUAUUUACACCUGGGGAAACGAAAGCAUUCUAAAGCGAAGUCUAAAUUUCAUCAAUGAUCUCGGGCGUGGGUCACCAACGAAUUUUCGGUGGGUGGUCAUCCUCGCUGAACUCAAAAAUAUGGCGGACUGUUAUGAAUAGCGGACACUGAUUGGUCAAAUUUAAAGUUUACAUUAUAACGACUGCUUGACGACAGCGAAAUAGGAAACAUUUCUUGAUUUGAUGAUUGAUGAAUGAUGAUUUCUUGCAAAUAUAUUUAAUUUUUGCAAGAUUUUGUGAAUUUCAAAAGCUUUUUAAGAAAAUAAAGGCGAAAGAAUUACUAGUCGGCGCUUCUUCGCAAGCUGUUGGAUGGUUUAAGAGCUAUUUGUCAGGUAGAAGACAAUGUGUACGUAUUGGAUCCACAGUAUCAUCCGUCCUUCCACUGUCUCAUGGCGUGCCACAGGGCACCAUCCUAUCACCAUUAUUGUUUUGUAUUUAUACAAAUGACAUUCCAGCGAUCCCACUAUCAAGCAAUAUCAACUCCUACUUCGACGACUCAAAACUUUUUCUGACGUUCAGUAUGAAAGACAUAAAACAAACAAUUGUCAAGUUGGAAGUUGGUCGGGUCCCGACCAUUGGAAUGUAGGCCUGUGCAGAACGUAUCCGCAAAACGGAGUUUCCAUUGUCUUUAAGCAUCGUGGUUUUUUACUAAUUUACCAUAUGGUAAAGUUAUAAUAACCAAUAAUGGUAAAGGUUCAGUUUUUACAUUAAAAAACUUUUCUUGUUUCUAGUAACACCGUACCACUAGAGAGUGACUCUUAAUUACUGGAUCUCUGAAGAGAGCAAUUUAAAACUAAUGACGGUGUCCAACAUAUUAAAUUAGGUUUUAUAUUUUGAUCAUUUUAGACCAUGGGAGCAGUAAACAAGCAAAUGAAUCCUCAAGAUAUACAAAGAACUUUACAAAACUUUGAAAAGGAAUCAAUGAAAAUGGAUAUGUCUGAGGAAAUGAGUAAGUGUAAACAUUGACGUGUAAUAAUGAGGGGCCUGUACCGGUUUUGCGGGAUGGGCCAUAAUUUCGAGCGUAUUCGGGAUUUUAAGAAGAAGAUUCGUCGGGAAACGGGAUUUAAUGUCAUCGCGGGAAGCGGGACUAACAAAAAAAUCAAGGUGAGGUGCGGGAAAGUAACCUAUGAUUGAGUGGGAUGCGGGAUAUAUAUAUAUAUCAUUGAUAUAUCAACAAAACUUGCAGCCGAAUUUCAGUUUAAUUUAUUGUCAAUUGUUUUAAAGUUUCAUUCUUUCUAUAUUAAAAUUAUCCUUUUAUUGCUUCACAUACUGUAUCCCCCUUGAUUCUCGUUAUCGUUUAAUGUACCUAUUAGUGUCUACCAGUAUCCUAGUCUAUCCCUAGUGUAUCCUAUUGCAACCUAUUGUUGUUGUUCAGUUGCUGUAAGAUGGAGCCAUAUAUACUGUUGAAAUGCGCCAAAAUAUGCAAACAAAAUUAAAAAAAACAGAGAAAGGUUAUGCAAGUAGAUACAAGCAAAUAUAGAAACCACAGUCGAGAAAUUCGACAUAAAAAUGAUGGAUCCAUGCUCAACUAAACUGUCAUCAAUGUCAUUAUCCCUCAUCUACAUGUAUGAUUACAUUGAUUGCGGUUUAAUAAGAUUUAGAAGCAGUUUUUGUUUUUAGACUACAUGAUAUUGUAUUCUUCGAUGUUAACACGUUUGAAAAUCUCGCUAUCCAUUGUCUACUUCCAAAUCAUGACUACUUAAUUUGGGCAGUCUCAGAAAAAAGAAGGCGGGAAUGGGAAGUUGGGAUGAGGCAUGGCGGGAUAACGGUAUUUUAACUGAAAAUUGGUCGGGAUGGCGGGAUUUCGAAACCCGGUACAGACCUCUCAAUAAUAUCAUUCCCAUGCAGGUGGUAAUUACGGGCAGAUAUACACUCAGUUUUAGAUGCAUUGCAGUACAGGCUAACAUGACCAGCUGAAAUACAUUGUGCUAAUUUUCAAAACAUGUAUGAAAAAGAAAACCAAUUGUCCAAAAAAACUUGAUAAAUGUCUGAAUCUUUUUAUCUUGACUUGAUAUCUGUUCUUCCAAGCAGAGUACUUCUUUGUAGACUGUCAAUGUCGAUUUUAUCAGUGCCUGUCUAUAUGUAGAGUUUGAAUAUAUAAAAGUACCGCAAAAAGUUCCUCCCUAAAUAUAUCAGCAUAAGUUCUAAACACACGAAUGCCUGAUGAUCACACCUACCACUAUAAUUAAUUUGUGUGAAGAACAAUUAAUAAUUAAUUUAUGUGAAGAAUGGGGUCACUCAUACUUGAAAGAAUGACUUAACCUCCAUUCAAUACAAAAAUACCCAAUUGCGAAAUUAACAAGAAUCAAUGGUUUUAUUGAAAUGGCACACAACGGUAAUGUUUAAUCAAUGAUUUAGUAACCUGCACCACGCGUCUCCAAGCAUCGACGCCUUAUGGUGUCAGCUCACUUGCCGCUGAGGUAUAAUUAUCCAUUCAUUCUGCCACAAUUUUAACUAAGUCAGCCAUAGUGCUGUAUUCUGUGAUUGAACGAUAGCAGAAAUGCUCAGGUGAGUUGAGGUCUGAUAAGGUCGCAGGCCACACCAUUCUAUAUAGCCCAUUUGUUAACAUCGUUCACAUGUUAAUCUUGCAAUUGGGUAUUUUGCAUCCAUUGGAGGUUAAGUGAUUCAUUUAAGCAUGAGUGAUUCCAUUCGUCACACAACAUUUAGCAAACUACCAUAUAUAGGUAUAUUGAGUGGUUUAGGUGUGAUUAUCAGGGAAUCAUUUGUUUAGAUCUUAUGCUCAUAUAUUUAAGGUGGAACUUUCCUUUUAUGAGGUGCUUAUAAAAAAACUGUUUUGUUUAGUGAAUGAAACCCUAGAUUCGGUGUUUGAUGCAUCUGAUGAUGAAGAGGAACAAGACGCAAUUGUCACACAAGUACUGGAUGAAAUAGGAAUUGAUAUGACUAGCAAGGUACGUAUGGCUAUGCAUUCUGAGUAAGAAACCACUUACUCGACUUCACGUAUGUACGUAUGUAUAGGUACGCGGCUCGCUCGCUGUCUAACUUUGCUUACUAGCAAGGUGUGCAAGAAUGUGGAAUCAGAACCUCGUCUUCAACCUCUGGGUAACGAACAAUUCCGCCACAGAUCUGCUAUCACUAGUCCGGAGGACUGGACAUAAAGGCAGGAGGCUUCUGCCAUGGAGGAGUGAAACACACGUCAACUCCAAGUGUAACCAGAACAGUCUUGAACAAACCUACGACUACUAUCUUUAAAGAGCACAAGAACGAGAAGAAUAGAAAAUAUCAAUAGCGAGUGCUAGAUUUUGAAAUGCCAUUGGUUCAUGCCAUUGGUUCUUGGUACCAACGUACGAUGAUGCGGGAGUAGAAUGCCAAAUGUUUCUGAAGCACCUUGCUGAUAGUUCCCACGAAAGGGACGGGGAACCUUACCACGCAGUCAUUUCAUGGCUUAGAACACAUUUAUCUUUUGAGAUUUUAAGAUAGAUGAACAUUUGUGUGAAGGGAUCUAGAAUCCUUAAAGAAGAAUGCUAAUGACUUCGAAGUAUAAAUGAAGCUUGGGAACUGGUCGUUAUUAGGGACCUGUAGCAAAUAGGCGACGGCAACGCGACGACGACGACCAAAACAAACUGGUUCAAAUAAGUAACUCUAAGAUCAACAUGUCUUGUAUUAUCCGUUGUAUGAAUAUAUCGCAAUUUAGAAGGUUAAGACAGAGGUUUAUAGUUGAGAAAACUUCUACUGUCUCUAUACUAAGCCAAUUUGGCGCGGACGACUUCUCGCGGCUUGAAAGGCAGACGUUGUAUACAAAACGUGAAAAUCUUUGGUUUGCUGUUGUAAACAGAGAAGGACGACGUCUAAAACUCCCAAGGGACCUUUAAUUAUGCAUUUUCUUUCUACACUGUCAUAAAUUUCAUUGUAUUAAUAGCCGUCGCCGUCCUGCUAGCUAAAGUCCCUAAUUAUUGCGGGGGUGGAACCGAAGAGAAAUGUUUUUCUUGGUAAAAAUUUUGCGGGUUCGAUCACCAUUAAAAUGUAAAAAAAAUUACCCAACCCCAAAUAUCAAUUAGAAAAUAAACACCCACCCCUGGCCAAAAUCGUUACAAAAAGAUGCCAUUCAAGUCAUUCAGUUGUCACACAUGUCUACCACUUCUGUGACAUGAGUUUAAUUACUGCUAUGCAAUUUCAUGCAGUGUAAAGUUUCAUGUUGUCUGCACGUUCUAAAGUUAUUUGGUAAUGACUGUCGACAUUGCUUUUUAGUCGUCAGUAUUUGAGCGAGUCCUGCUUUGGAAAUGACAAUACAUUUUUAUUACCUAACCCCUAAGUUCUGCUUUUGAUUUACCCAACCUUUUACUCACUAUGGAUUUUUUACGGUUUACCCAACCUUUUCUCUUCGGUGCCCCGCCCCGCCAUCAAUAAUAACCGAUCUCUUUAUAUGGUUUUCAAAUUUCCUAUUCAAGUAAUACUUGAGUUUAGAACUGAUAGCACCACCCAGUAUAAGUUAGUUUAUUGUUGUAGGAAUAUUGUUUAUUCAUUUCAAGAAGGAGUGCCGUGUGUACAUAGUUACAGUAUUUUCAAAUUGAAUCCCACAAAAUAAGUUCUGCAAGAAGCGAUUCAAUGAGCUCCAAUUUACCACCUUCAAAUGUUAUAUUUUACGUUGUCUCUGAUUUUAUAUUUCAGCUUCCUUCGGCGCCACGGGGAGCCACGGCAUCGAAAGAGGACGAAGAUUUGAAAGAUAUAGAAGCACAACUACAAAAACUACGCUCGUGAUACGUGCAUGUGAAUGAAAUAAACACUUUUUAGGAAAGACUGAAAUUAAGUUAUAGGUAUUACACUAUGGAACAUUUGUGAAUAAUAGGGGACUUGGGGGGGGGGGGGCAACCUGAACCUCCCCCUUAUAAUUUCCGAAAGCCUUUCAAUGGUGGGUAAAUGACGGUGUAACGAAGCUCAAACAACAAUUUCACGACCAUGGAAGGAUUUCUAGGCUACAAAUUGGCGAAGUGUUUUUGAUAUUUAAGGCAAACAAUUUAAACAACAGGUACGCAGUGCGUACAUGUUACAUGCCAUCUGAAACUUUAUAAUGCGCUAGCGCUUAUAACUUUUGGUACAACUGGCCUGGAGUUAAAAUAUUGAUUCAAUAAGUUUAACAUCGAUAUAUUUAUUGAAAAUAGCUAUUAUCGUAUUAUGUCAAAAUAAGAAAACUUAAGAUUCUCAUGCGAAUACGUAAUGCUUUUAAGAGCGACCGUUCAUCGUUAGUUGCAAGCGACGCUAAUAACAAGGUCAAGGUUUUACCGAAAACGUCGACUGUAUAAAGAUUUCCUUUACAAAUUUAUGACUAAAUAUUAUUUCCUACAAAUUUAGCUUUAUUUGUAACUUUUUGAAGGUAUAAAAACCCCUGGAAACGGUGAAUUACUAUAUAGAUUGAAAUUGAUUAUUAAACAAUGAU
This is a messenger RNA of Paramuricea clavata, 17764 nucleotides long. NCBI's taxonomy places the organism in Eukaryota, Metazoa, Cnidaria, Anthozoa, Malacalcyonacea, Plexauridae. The record is from the annotation of a GenBank genome assembly.